AUGCCCAUAACCUUUGGAUGCUCCCUGCCCAGCCGAGGGCCCAUGGCCAGCCCCCAGGCUUUGCGCUCCCUGGCCCAGCGGGCCGAGGAGUUGGGAUUUGAUUCCGCCUGGGUCAGCGACCAUAUUAUCCUGCCGCGGCAGGUGGACUCCUUCUAUCCCUAUUCGCCCGACGGUGUGGCGGUAUUCAGUCCCGACCAGCCCUACUACGACCCGCUUUCAACCCUGAACUUCCUGGCCGGCUGCACCCAGCGGCUGCGGCUGGGCACCCAUGUGCUCAUCAUUCCCUACCGCAACCCGGUGCUGACCGCCAAGAUGAUCGCCACCCUGGACACCCUGUCGGAAGGUCGCGUCACGCUGGGCAUCGGGGUGGGCUGGAUGGAGGAGGAAUUCCGGGCGCUGGGACUGGACACAUUUGCCGACCGGGGAGCGGUAACCAACGAGUACCUGCACCUCCGGGGCUGGCUUCCUGCCCAAGCCGGUACAGAAACCCCAUCCGCCCAUCUGGAUUGGGGCCACACCGGUCCGGCCCUGCGCCGCGCCGCCGAACUGGGCGAUGGCUGGAUGCCCAUUGGCCUGCGCCCGCCGGCCAUCCUGGAACCCGAGGAACUGGCGGCCAAGAUUGCUCAACUGCGCCGCCUGACCGUCCGCGCCGGCAGGCCCGAGGACGCGGUGACCCCCUGCUUCAGCACCGACAUUGUGUUUGACCGCACGGCCGGCCCAGACCGCAGGAUGAUGCACGGUAUUCCCGAGCAGAUAGCCGCCGACCUGCGCCAAUACCAUGACCUGGGUGUCCAGAACUUCAUCCUGGGCUUCCCCGCCACCAGCGUGGAGGGUCAACGGGAGGCCAUGGAGCAGUUUUCGAGAGAGGUUAUGUCGCUGAUGCCCAAUUAG
Molecule: messenger RNA, 891 nt
Organism: Geodia barretti
Lineage: Eukaryota; Metazoa; Porifera; Demospongiae; Tetractinellida; Geodiidae
Source: the annotation of a GenBank genome assembly